AGCCAAUAAACGCGAUUUUAAUGGCCGCCGUUGCCGAUCUCUUCUGUUGCAAGAUACUCAAAGAGUAACGUCAUCCAGCUUCAUCUUCACAAGUCGGGGUUAUCUUUCCCCUCGGCAGUCAUGGACACAUCGCUUUCCAGAACAAAGCAAAAGAAAAAAAAGAAACCAGCUCGCAAGGAAUCUCACCCAGAGUCGAAAGAUAGCUUGAAAGCCAACAAAAGCCAGCCCAGCUUACAGCAGGCCAAAGCGCAGCCGAUACAGAUUACUGUAACCAAGAAGCAGAGUGCGGAAGGAAACGAGAACAGCCCACAGCCAGUUGCUAAAGUGGUGCUCAGCAAAGUGCUGCCGCAGCAACCGAUCACAAAUCAACCUCAGGAAGUGCAGCUUGCUCAGGCAUCAGCAGGUCAGAAAAAGAAGAAGAAGAAGAAAAAGAAGAAGCCCAAGCAGCAGCCUGAGCAUCAGGCAGAGGAAUCUGUGCCGGACAAGCCUGCCGAAACGCACGAAUCCGGUUGCUGCAAGCUCAGAAAUCUCAAGGAAAUCACCUGUCUUGAGCUGAUCUGUCCACACUCUAGCAAGCCAGCGGGCAAAGCAUUUUCGUCCGAAGGCCCGAAUGCAGGGGCAGCAGCGUCGCCUUCGCCAAAGCCUUCCCAGCCUGCGGCCGCCACCAACGCUCUCACCCAGAAUCACCUGGACAGCUUGUCCGACGCCAUUGUGAAGAGCCUAGCAUCUCUGGACAAGAGCUCCAUCAGCAUCACCCUCGUGAACCCCAAGGACGAGUCCACCGUCGGCGAGAAAAUCGUCCGUGCUCUGCAGGAGCCGCUGCCCGGCCCUGAUCCCGAAAUAGUGGUCGACAUAUGUGGUACAAGCGUGAUUGACUUUGGAAAGGACAGUGGUGUGAGCGGUAGUGCCGUGUUGCAGAACUCUAGUGGCAAAAUGCCGUCGGGAGACGGUGGUGACUCAAAGAAGUCCGGCAAGAAAAACAAGGACAGUGGUGGCGCUGCGAAAGCUGUGAACAAUCACGUUGUGAUAAGUGGCGACAAACAUCCCCAGAAAGCAGACGACAAGGCCACAAAGGUCAUUCAGAAACAAGCAGACGUGAAACCCUGUGGAGUGCCUUUCGCACAGCCAAAAAAGGAGAUCGACGGCCCAGCGGCCAAAAACGCCUCAACGAACGACACAGCACAGGGUGUGGCUGGAGAGAAAACAAAAGCGCAGCUGAAAGCGGAAAGAAGAGCAGCUUUCGAAGCUGAGAAUGCUGCCCGUCUUGCUGCUCAGAAAACCGAAGGAAAUGCCGUUAGUGAGAAAAGCAAGGCAGAGCUGAAAGCCCAGAGGCGAGCAUUGCAAGAAGCUCAGCGGGCAGCAAAGGCGCAGGGAGCGACCGAAAAGCCCAGCAAAGCAGCAGAGCAGGCACCCACGACUGCUAAGCAGGCUGCAGCUGCAGGUGCUCUGCAUCACCCAGUUGCCAAGAAAGCAGAUGGCGAAGGCAAACAGGAACAAGGCUCUCACUCACAGGAGGCUCCCACAAAGAAGGCUGCCCGAAAGCCAGCACCUGAAGGCAAGCAGCAUGAAGUCUUGCGGCUGUUCUCUCAUCUGCAUCAAAACCCUGGAACAGUGGACCACCUGAAGCCUUAUGGUUUAUCUGGUUCUUCCAUCCACCCAGCUGUGUUUCGAACUGGCCUCCAGAUUGCGGAAGGCGUUGUCAUUGGCUCGAACGCUCGCUGUGUUGCCAUGCUGGCAGCGUUCAGAUCGCUGAUAGAGGACUACACUUGUGAUGGCAGCAAGAGGGUGUCCCAGGACCUCAGGGAGAGACUGGACAAAAAUAUUGAGUUUCUAAAUAAAUCCAGACCUCUGAGCAUGAGCAUGCAGAACGCAAUGACAUUUCUGAAGGCCCAAAUCUCUGAAAUUCAAGAUUCAGAGCAGGUGGAAAAGGUGAAAGGCAGUCUAGUGGAAUGGAUUGAGAAAUUUGUGUAUGAAGAAGUGUGUCUGGCAAAGCGUCAGAUUACGGUGGAGGCCCAGCAAAAGAUCAAGGACGAAGACGUCAUUUUGACUUAUUGCUGCUCAUCACUGGUCAAGAGUGUCCUCAAGGUGGCACACGAGUCCGGGAAAAGCUUCAGGGUCAUUGUUGUUGACAGCCGGCCACAAUUUCGAGGUCGAGAAAUGUUGGAGUACUUGUCCAAUAUCGGAAUCAACUGUACUUACGUCCUUAUAACUGCUGUAUCUUAUAUAAUGAAGGAGGUGACAAAAGUCGUGCUCGGAGCCAGCACUCUCUUGGCCAACGGUUAUGUCAUGGGCCACAUAGGCACCUCCCAAAUAGCUCUAGUUGCCAAAUCGAGGAAUGUACCUGUGUUGGUGUGCUGCGAAACAUACAAGUUUUCUGACAGGGUCAUCACCGAUUCCUUUGCGCUCAAUGAACUGGGGCCAACUUCUCAGCUUGAGUCGAGUCUGCCUGCUAGCGUCAAGACCGACGGCCUGAAGGACUUGCCGUCACUCAGCUUUCUUAACCUCAUGUAUGACGUUACGGCACCCCAGUUUGUGGACAUGGUAAUCACCGAGAAAGGCAUACUUCCCUGCACCUCAGUGCCUGUCGUGUUACGGAUGCGGAACGCAGUCUACCAGUAGAACUCCUUUAGGAUAAUCCUCGUUUCAGGAUAUUACAGUGUUCAAAACCUACGGCAGGCUCGUGGAAUUAGCUCACAUUAACUCGGGAGCUUUCCAGCAGUCUGACUGAUGAGGUGGGAGGACUCCUUAAUUAUGCUGUAUGAAGUGAUCUUGAUUGUUUUGUUUUUCUUUUGUAAUAAAAUAUAGUAAAUGACAGUGA
This is a messenger RNA of Rhipicephalus sanguineus (brown dog tick), 2818 nucleotides long. It is a transcript of the gene eIF2Bdelta, whose product is annotated as translation initiation factor eIF-2B subunit delta. The record is from RefSeq and is a predicted model, not a curated record. Bases 121 to 2619 code for a protein of 832 amino acids. The transcript is spliced from 14 exons. NCBI's taxonomy places the organism in Eukaryota, Metazoa, Arthropoda, Arachnida, Ixodida, Ixodidae.